GGGAAGUAGGAUCAAAUGGGUUCGAUAGACGCACCGACGUUUACACAGAACGGCUCGGACGCAACUGUCGCCGCCGAUGGACCACCUCCGCCUGUACCUGAUUCCAUCAUAAUGACAAUGGAAAAGACACUAGAGGCUGACUCAUCCAGGAAGAGGAGGUUCGGUAUGCUUCCUCUGGAGGUGGGCACUCGCGUCAUGUGCCGUUGGAGGGACGGAAAAUAUCAUCCCGUCAAGGUCAUUGAACGCCGGAAAAUGCAUAUCGGCGGUGUCAAUGAUUACGAGUAUUAUGUUCAUUACACGGAAUUCAAUAGGAGGCUUGAUGAAUGGGUUAAGCUUGAACAACUUGAUCUUGAAUCCGUAGAGGCUGUUGUUGAUGAAAAGGUGGAGGACAAGGUAACUAGCUUGAAAAUGACACGCCAUCAGAAGCGUAAGAUUGAUGAGACACAUGUAGAGGGCCAUGAAGAGCUUGAUGCUGCCAGCUUGCGUGAGCAUGAAGAAUUUACAAAAGUGAAAAAUAUAGCAACUAUAGAACUUGGGAGAUAUGAAAUCGAAACAUGGUAUUUCUCUCCCUUUCCACCAGAAUACAAUGACUCUCUGAAGCUGUACUUCUGUGAGUUUUGCCUCAAUUUCAUGAAGCGGAAAGAACAGCUUCAGAGGCAUAUGAGGAAAUGUGAUCUCAAGCAUCCCCCUGGAGAUGAGAUAUACCGAAGUGGCACAUUAUCAAUGUUUGAGGUUGAUGGCAAAAAGAACAAGGUUUAUGGGCAGAACCUCUGUUAUUUGGCAAAAUUGUUUCUUGAUCACAAGACCCUCUAUUAUGACGUCGACCUGUUUCUAUUUUAUGUGCUGUGUGAAUGUGAUGAUCGUGGAUGCCACAUGGUCGGAUAUUUUUCUAAGGAAAAGCAUUCAGAGGAAUCCUAUAAUUUAGCCUGCAUUCUCACCCUUCCUCCAUAUCAAAGGAAAGGUUACGGGAAAUUCCUAAUUGCAUUCUCAUAUGAACUUUCCAAGAAAGAAGGCAAAGUCGGUACACCUGAAAGACCCCUUUCUGACUUAGGGCUGUUGAGCUAUCGGGGAUACUGGACCCGCGUCCUUCUAGACAUCUUGAAAAAACACAAGGGCAAUAUUUCUAUCAAGGAGCUCAGUGACAUGACAGCCAUUAAGGCAGAGGAUAUAUUGACUACUCUUCAAAGCCUAGAAUUGAUUCAGUACCGGAAAGGCCAGCAUGUCAUCUGUGCUGAUCCCAAGGUCUUAGAUCGGCAUCUGAAAGCUGCUGGCCGGGGUGGUUUAGAGGUUGAUGUCAGCAAAUUGAUCUGGACUCCUUACAAAGAACAAGGUUGAGACAGGCCUCAGGCUGUGUAAAUUCAUGUGUGACUCUGCUUGUAUAAAUGUAGUGUAUUAUUAGGUAAUGGAACCUGGAGAAGAUAUGGCUUCCUAGUGCUAAGUUUUUAGUCUAACCGUUCUGUCAUUUGUGAUUAUAUGAAUCAAGGAAAGCAAACCACAUAUUUCUCAUAAAAAGAGAUGCAAGCAACUUCUGAUUUUUGAAUCUUCUCAA
This is a messenger RNA of Vitis riparia (riverbank grape), 1549 nucleotides long. Its product is annotated as histone acetyltransferase of the MYST family 2. The record is from RefSeq and is a predicted model, not a curated record. The transcript has 9 exons. Gene Ontology annotation, molecular function: histone acetyltransferase activity. The coding region runs from base 16 to 1335 and encodes 439 amino acids. Gene Ontology annotation, biological process: regulation of DNA-templated transcription. NCBI's taxonomy places the organism in Eukaryota, Viridiplantae, Streptophyta, Magnoliopsida, Vitales, Vitaceae.